AUGGUAACAGAUGAGACAUAUGCAGACGAUAUCAACAACAAGAUUUUCAAUUCUCUGGCUGACGUAUUCCAGCAAGCUCAGGAAUCGUAUGCAGGGCAUCGCAAACAUAUUGUUGUAUUGAAAAAGAUACAAUCAAAGGCUACUGCUCAAGGUUAUUCAGAUGCAUUUAACUAUUGGUUUAAUAAACUUGUCACUAGAGUGUUACCCCUUAAGAAAAGUGAGAUAAUAGGUGAUAGGAUUAUUAAAUUAAUUGCAGCAUUCAUUGCUUCUUUGGAUAAAGAAAAUGAGUUGAUAAGUAAUAAUAGGAAGAAGGAAUCUUCAAAUUCCGAUGAAGAAUCUGAUAAUAAUCAGAGUUUAGAAGUUGAUCUAUCUGAAAAGGAAAAAACUACCUCAAAAUUUAUUGAUGGUUUUAUAAGGCAUACAUUAAGAGGGGUAGAAAGUAAAGAUAAGAAUGUGAGAUUUAGAGUGAUGCAAUUAUUAGUCGUAAUUAUGGAUAAUAUUGGAGAGAUUGAUGUUAAUCUUUAUAACUUAUUGAUGUGGUCGCUAAAGAAAAGAAUAUAUGAUAAAGAACCUAUUGUACGUAUUCAAGCUGUUUUCUGUUUAACCAAACUACAAAGCGAUGAUGAAGAUAACGACCAAGAUAUGGAUGAAGAAUCGGCUGAAACAAAAGCUACCGAUACCUUAAUGCAAUUAAUACAGAAUGAUCCCUCUGCAGAAGUUAGGCGUGCAACAAUGUUAAAUAUUGUAAAUAAUGAAAAUACUAGAGCACACAUUCUGGAGAGAGCAAGGGAUAUAAACCCAGUAAAUAGAAGAUUGGUUUAUUCAAGAGUGUUAAAAUUGAUGGGUAAAAGAUGUUUCACAGACUUAAAUCCAAGAAUCUUAGAUCAAUUGAUGGAAUGGGGGUUAGAGGAUAGAGAGGAAAAUGUAAGAAAAGCAUGUCAAAGAUUAAUGUCUAAUCAUUGGGUUGGCCUGUUUAAUGGUGAUCUGAUCGAGCUUUUAGAGCAUCUGGAUGUGGUGAACUCAAAGAGCGCAGUAACAAUGAUCAAUAGUCUUUUCUCAUUAAAACCAGAGAUUUUAUCACAGAUUAAAUUGACAGAGGAAAUAUGGAAUAAGCUGACUGUUGAAUUCGUAUUUUUAUUCCGUUGUUUCUUCAUUUAUUCUUCAGAAAAUAACUUAAUCGAGGAUAUCGAUGGUAGUUUUCCAGAGGCUUCUCGUCUAGCAAAUUACUUGGAUAUUUAUAUAUCCAAGAGAUUUUUGGAAGAAGAAAAGACGAGUUUGUCACCUAUCGAUAAAACACACUUGGAAUUUAUUAUAGAGCAAUUGUUGAUAACUGCGCAUAGAUACGACUAUAGUGACGAGAUCGGUAGGCGGUCAAUGUUAACAGUGAUUAGAAAUAUGCUUAAUAUUACAGAGUUACCUGACUCAUUAAUAAAAUCUGGACAUGAAGUUUUGAAAUGUUUAUCCAUAAAUGAAAAGGAUUUUAUAUCCAUGACUAUUGAAAUAAUUAACGAUAUUAGAGACGACGACAUUGAAAGUCAGGAACAAGAAGAAAAUGAAGAAAGAGCUAAACAAACAAACGAAAGGUCUCAACCCUCUAUAAAUAACGAUGAUGAUGAUGACGAUGAUGAUGCUGUUGGCUCAUUCCAUUCUGCGGUAGAGAAUUUAGUUAAUGGCAAUGAAGAAAUUAAUGAAGAGGUGUUAGGUAGCAUACAGCCAGAAAGGGAGGCAAGACCUCAAGCCAUCUUAUUAUGUUUAACAAGAGCAUGUCGUAUGCUAGAAUUGGUCACUGAAAAUGUUUCAGGGAACAUUUUAAUAACGUCGUUGAUUGAUACCUUAAUCACGCCUGCUGUUAGAAAUAGUGAAUCUACCAUCCGUGAACUAGGUGUUAAAUGUUUAGGCCUUUGCUGUCUAUUAGAUCUUCAGUUAUCGAUUGGGAGUAUGUAUAUCCUUGGGAUGUGUAUUUCAAAGGGUAAUGCAUCACUUAAAUACAUUGCAUUACAAGUCAUUGUUGAUAUAUUUUCUGUUCAUGGUACAGCCGUAGUAGAUGGUGAUGGCAAAGUGGAUUCGAUAUCCAUUCAUAAGAUUUUUUACAAAGUAUUGAAAAACGAUGAACAUAGGGAAUGCCAAGUGGUUGCAGCUGAAGGGUUGUGUAAGUUGUACUUGGCAGAUAUAUUUACAGAUGACGAUUUGUUUGAGGCUCUGAUUUUGUCUUAUUUUUCUCCAGUUAAUUCUACUAAUGAGGCUUUAGUUCAGGCAUUCGCCUUUUGUAUUCCAGUUUACUGUUUUUCACACCAAAUUCAUCAGCAACGUAUGGGUCGCAUUGCAUCUGAUAUGUUUUUAAGAUUGUGUAUACUGUGGGACGGUCUUCAGAACUCUAGUGACCCAGAAGUUGAUAAAGAGAAAAUGAUGAAGCCCAACAUGAUAUUUCAGCAACUGGUAUUCUGGACAGAUCCAAGAAAAAUUGUAAACCAAUGUGAAGAAAAUUAUCGAUCAGAUGUCUCCCAAUUGAAGUUUUUAUUAGAAAUUCUUAAAGCCAUUACUCAAAUUGAGAAUAGGGCCAUCAAAAGAAUGAUCUUAACGAAUCUAAAUACAUUUUAUGUUACUUCAUAUCAAGAUACAGAAAUUCUCGAAGAGCUCUUAAUGCAUCUAGAGGAUAUAUUAGAAAAUGAACAAAUAGACACCAUUAGCAGAAAUUCUUUAGAGAAAUUUAAAAACACUGUAGUGGACGUGAUAGAAGUAGCACGGUGUAACCACUCUAUUCAUGAAUCUAAAACUUCGGUGGCAUCCGAUGAAUUAACUACCGAACAGUACUCUCAAAUAUUAGAAUCAUCUCAAAUUAUCGAUAAUGAAAUAAAUGCCGACAAUGAAUACGAAGGGAAUAUAUUAGAGAGUAAUAAUUUAGUUAAUGAUGAUAAUGAUAACAAGGUUAAUGAUUCUAUAUCGAAACCUGACAGCGCAAAGAAAAGAAGCAGAAGUACGAUGGAAACGGGCGAUGAAAUAAUAAAUAAAAUACCGUCCAAAAACUUGGUUACUAAGAAUGUCAGUUUUGCAAUAUCUUCCAAGUCUAGUGAUGAGAGUCAAACUGGACAAGAAAACGAAAGUUAUAUUGAAAGGCAUAGUGAUAGUGAUGUCAGUAUGGAAGACUGA
This is a messenger RNA of Maudiozyma barnettii, 3147 nucleotides long. RefSeq names its product condensin subunit YCG1 (gene YCG1). Gene Ontology annotation, biological process: mitotic chromosome condensation. Gene Ontology annotation, cellular component: condensed chromosome; condensin complex. Bases 1 to 3147 code for a protein of 1048 amino acids. The record is from RefSeq and is a predicted model, not a curated record. NCBI's taxonomy places the organism in Eukaryota, Fungi, Ascomycota, Saccharomycetes, Saccharomycetales, Saccharomycetaceae. The transcript has a single exon.